Lates calcarifer (barramundi perch) is the source of this 2479-nucleotide messenger RNA. It is a transcript of the gene colgalt1a, whose product is annotated as collagen beta(1-O)galactosyltransferase 1a. Bases 157 to 1995 code for a protein of 612 amino acids. The record is from RefSeq and is a predicted model, not a curated record. Gene Ontology annotation, molecular function: procollagen galactosyltransferase activity. The transcript is spliced from 12 exons. NCBI's taxonomy places the organism in Eukaryota, Metazoa, Chordata, Actinopteri, Centropomidae.
UGUCACAUCAGGAGCUGCUGCACAGAUUUAGCUUUUUCUGUGAUGACCGCGAUAAGUAAAGAGGCAACUUUUAAACGGUGUCUCAUCAGGAGCCAUAACCACCACCCACCUAGAUUUCAAAGUUUUUAUCUAAUAUCCAAUUAAUUUAUUGUUGCAAUGCCCCGUGUAAACUUCGCCUGCCUCCCCGUCGUUGUGCUCCUCUUGUUCCUGUCCUGCUGCGGUCCAGCCCGGGGAUAUUUUGCGGAGGAGCGCUGGAGCCCCGAGUCCCCGCUUCUCGCUCCCCGGGUCCUCCUCGCCCUCAUCUGCAGAAACUCCGAACACUCUUUGCCGUAUUUCCUCGGUACCAUUGAGCGCCUCAACUAUCCUAAGGAGCGUAUGGCUCUGUGGGUAGCGACUGAUCAUAACAAGGACAACACCACAGCCAUUCUGCGUGAUUGGCUUGUCAAGGUGCAGAACCUUUACCAUUACGUGGAAUGGAGGCCAAAAGAGGAACCCAGACAUUAUGAGGAUGAAGAUGGUCCUAAACAUUGGACAGACCUUCGCUAUGAGCACGUUAUGAAGCUUCGCCAAGUAGCACUGGAGUCAGCUCGUGAGAUGUGGGCGGACUACUUUAUGUUGGCAGACUGUGAUAACCUCCUCACCAAUCCUGAUGUGCUCUGGAAGCUCAUGAAAGAGAACAAGACCAUUAUUGCACCAAUGCUUGAAUCCCGUGCAGCCUAUUCAAACUUCUGGUGUGGAAUGACCUCACAGGGUUACUAUAAGCGCACCCCUGCCUACAUACCCAUAAGGAAGCAGGUGCGUAAGGGCUGUUUUGCUGUACCCAUGGUCCACUCCACCUUCCUGAUAGACCUCAGGAAAGAGGCAUCCAGACAGCUGGCCUUUCACCCACCACGCCCAGAUUACAGCUGGCCUUUUGAUGACAUCAUUGUGUUUGCCUUCUCUGCUCGGAUGGCAGAUGUUCAAAUGUUUGUAUGUAACAAAGAGACCUAUGGUUACUUCCCUGUGCCACUUCGAUCUCAUAAUACUUUGCGAGAUGAAGCUGACAGUUUCUUGCACUCCCUGCUGGAGGUUUAUGUGCGAAAAACCCCAGUGAUGCCUUCCAAAUACAUACGUGUUCCUAGAAAACAACCCGACAAAAUGGGCUUUGAUGAGGUGUUCAUGAUAAACCUGCAGAGGCGGACUGACCGGCGAGAUCGCAUGCUGAGGGCACUGUACGAGCAGGAGAUUGCUUGUAAGGUCAUUGCAGCUGUAGAUGGAAAAGCAAUGAAUGUCAGUGAAAUUCAUGCAUUGGGCAUCCAUAUGCUCCCUGGAUACAGUGACCCCUAUCAUGGUCGCCCACUGACAAAAGGAGAGCUGGGAUGCUUCCUUUCUCACCAUAAAAUCUGGAAAGAGAUUGUGAAGCGACGCCUGCGCAUCUCUCUGGUGAUUGAAGAUGACCUGCGAUUUGAGGUUUUCUUCAAACGUCGCUUGAUGAACUUGAUGAGUGAAGUGGAGGAAGAGGGACUGGACUGGGACCUCAUUUAUAUCGGUCGGAAGAGAAUGCAAGUGGAUCACCCAGAGAAAGCAGUGCCUAAUAUACACAACCUAGUGGAAGCAGACUAUUCAUAUUGGACGCUAGGUUAUAUGAUAUCAUUACAAGGAGCUGAGAAGCUUCUGAAAGCGGAACCACUAAAAAAGAUUUUGCCAGUGGAUGAGUUUCUUCCUAUCAUGUACAAUAAACACCCUGUGUCUGAUUAUAUGGAACAGUUUGAAACCAGGGACCUGAAGGCAUUUUCUGCUGAGCCACUUCUAGUGUAUCCAACACACUACACGGGCGACCCAGGCUACAUCAGCGACACUGAGACCUCCACAGUGUGGGACAAUGACAAGGUCCGCACAGACUGGGACAGAACGCGCUCAGGAAAAACCCGGGAGCAGGCUAAGAUCAGCACUGAGGCCCAGAACUCAGACGUGUUGCAGUCGCCAUUGGACAGCACAGCACGGGAUGAGCUAUGAGAGGAAGUGAAUAAGAGCCUUGGAAAAAAAAAUCAGAGGUGCUUAGAGCAAACCACCUUAGUUUUUUAAUCAUGUUUCAUCUUUGAUGCUUUUAAUUUUGCAUCACAACAGGGAUGUGACAUCAGAGUUCAUAGAAAGAUCUAAUUUAUCCAGAUGAGACAAGGUAAAAAGGGAUCAGGUGUGUCUUACGUUUACUGUCCAUUUGUAGUUUUUACUUUAUAAAGGCACUAGACUUGCCAUGUGGAAUGGCAUUUGCAGUACCCACCCUCUGUCUGUCAUACAGAAAUGAACCUAUGUAUUAGCAAAGAAUGCAAUCAGACUGUUAUAAUUCAGUCAUGUGGCAGUUAACUUUAUCCUAAUUUGACAUUACACCAUGAAAUUCUUUUUAGACUACAAAUUAAUUAGGCAUCAACCAAACUUUAUGUCACUGAGCAAAAUCAAGACUUCGUUGAAGUAUUCAUAUUAAAUCAUUUCAUUAAAUCAA